CCAACAACGCUGAUCCGGUGUGUUUCAAAAAAAAAAAAACGCUGGUCCGGUAGAGCGUAUAGUUUCUCUGUAAAUCUGUACGACUAUGCGUUUGGAUGAGUUGCAGCGCCGCUAUGUCGAUUGCUUCCAUUGACGAAAUCAUUGCACACUUUCGUCUUCCUCGAGUAUAUCAAUCAGUGAACAAAUCAAUAUUUUAGUUUUGUUUUUCGUUCAAAAGGAAAAGAAAAGAAGUGUAGAGUAUAGAGACAGAAAAAAUGACUACAGGGGAGUCAAAACCCCUGGAAGGAGAGGCUCCAUCAUUGUUAUCAUCUUCGUCUUCGUUCUCUGAUAGCUGGAAGGAGCGCAUCUUCAUUCCUACUCUCGUAGCAGGGAUUGUUGGUGGAGGAGCUGGGUUGAUGUCGAGACAUAGGAAAGUUCAAGGUCUCGCAAAAAUUUCUUCUACUUAUGCUGCCAAUCUCGCCAUUGUCACCGGUUGCUAUUGCGGAGCCCGGGAAUUUGUGAGAUCAACGCGUAAAACAGGACUUGAUGAUCUACUGAACUCUGCAAUUGCGGGCUUCGGCACUGGUGCUCUGCUAGGGCGUCUUCAAGGAGGUCAACCUGGUGCUGUCCGUUACUCGAUCAUCUUUGCUAUUGUGGGGACAACAGCAGAUUUUGCAGCAUACAGAGUAAAGCCUCACCUGAGGAGUUACACUGAAUCUUUAUUUGGGAAUAACGGGAAUUCACAGAAGGAUGGAUGGUUGAAAUGGCCGGAGUGGUCUCCCAUACAAGUGCUUGAUGAGGAAGCUAUUGCUGCAAAACAAGCCCGGGAACAGGAGCUGUAUGCACAAAGGGUACUUGGCAAACUAAGCAACGAGAAAUCUUGAGAACAUCUUUUGUCGUCGAGUUCCUAUGUUUGUUAUUCAUUGUCCAGCUGAUGAAAGGGAUUCAAUAAACAAUUUUGACGAUAUUGAGUUGUUUGUCUUUAGAAGUUUCUGCUUUCAAUUGAUGAAUUUGCUGCUUGUCCUACAAGAUUACCAGUAAUCUUCUUGGAAUGGGAGAACUUUUCAGAUGUAUAAUUCAUAAAACUUCCUGGCAAUUAUUUCUGACGGUGAA
Juglans regia (Persian walnut) is the source of this 1092-nucleotide messenger RNA. RefSeq lists its product as uncharacterized. The record is from RefSeq and is a predicted model, not a curated record. The transcript has 4 exons. Gene Ontology annotation, molecular function: transmembrane protein transporter activity. Gene Ontology annotation, biological process: protein insertion into mitochondrial inner membrane. Bases 255 to 863 code for a protein of 202 amino acids. Gene Ontology annotation, cellular component: TIM22 mitochondrial import inner membrane insertion complex. Lineage: Eukaryota; Viridiplantae; Streptophyta; Magnoliopsida; Fagales; Juglandaceae.